GGCGUAGUCGAAGCAGGAUACCCGCCGUGAGAGUGUUGUCCUUCCAGAUAAUAGUCUGAAACUUUCUGUGUGUACCUCCUGGAGUUGCAAGAAGCGAUACUUUUGAUAACUUAGACGUGAGCACCUCUCCAGGAAGAUCGCUUCAUACUCUGAAACUUUACUAUUUAUGUGUGUACCUCUCGAGGAUGUAUGAAUUUUGUCUAAUUGCAUUUAUUUAAUACGUGUGUGCCUCCUCGGGAAGUUCUCUCUGCAUUUUGUGGUUUAAGGAACCUCUCUACGUGUGCGCCUCUUGGGGAAGUAAGACACACGUUUUUUGACUUAAAGAACGUGUGUGCCUCUCCAAGAAGUUUACUCACUUUGCUGAAAAUUGUUUAUGUAUGCACCUCUCGAGGACGUAUGAAUCUUGUCUAAUUGCAUUUAAUACGUGUGUGCCUCCUCGGGAAGACCUCUCUGCAUUUUGUGACUUAAGGAUCUUGCAACUUAAGUGUGAAAUUUGAACCUCUUUCGUGCGUGCCUCUUGGAGAAGUGAGGAAGUGAUACACGUUUUUUGACUUAAAAAACGUGUGCGCCUCUCCAAGAAGUUUAUUCACUUUGUUGAAUCCUAGAAAGUGUUGUUUUAGCUUAAAAUUAACUGCGGGUUUUGAAACCGAAGUGUGCCUUGCUUUGGUGUGGUGUUUGCAGUUUUUUGUGUGGCUUCGCAGGGAAGUUGGGAGCGAUUUUAAGUUGGUUUAGCCUCUUUGUCCUUGUGCUUUCCUCAACAAAGGGAGGCACGAUCGGAACAUUUACAUUUCUUUAGGUGUGGUGUGCCUCUGUGGGAGAGGCGAUAAGGAGUUAUUUGUACUUUUGAAUAGGAGUACCUCCUCCUCUCUCAGUGUAUAUCUUUCUGCGUAUUUAGAAAUGAGCAACAGUAUGGCCAGUAUGAAAAGUGAAGAUGUAUUAUUUGAUCUUUUAGAAAAGCAUGGUGCUCGGCCUUCUGUAUCAGGGGUGGAUUGGGCACGACAGAACUGGUAUAAUUUGCAAAGUGUUUCAGACCGUAUUCGUGUUUUACAAAAUGAGGCUCGUACUCGGGCCGGAAAAGGGAAAUCUUUUAUUUGUGCAGUACUCGGUGCUGCUUUAAAAGCAGCUGUGGAGUUCCGAGAGGAAAAGAACUCUACGGAAACCCAGACUAUUCAAGCAUUACAGGAAUCGGUUAAAGUGACGCAAGAAUUGGUAAAAUCUCUGCAAAGCCAAAUAACGAGUCUUGAGGAUCAAUUAGAAAGAGAAAAACAUAAUUCGGUUCUGUUGCAAACAGCUUUUAAGGAGCUGAUAACGUGUAAGGACACCGGUGACACUGUUGCUCACAGUGCACCUCAAGAAAAAGUUUAUCCUCAAGGGAAAUUACAAGAGGUGAAGGAAAGGCUAGAUAAAUUAGAGGCCUCUCCAGCACACAUUCGUCCUUUGAUAAAAACUGAAUAUACUUUCGAUAACAGUGAGGAUCUAGAUCCUCAAUUGAAUGUUAAGGAAAUUCCCUUUUCGGCCACUGAACUGGCCACACUGAAAAAGGAUUUCAGCCGCUCCCCAAAGGAGUCUGAAACAGAAUACGUCUGGAGAGUUAGUCUCACUGGCGGAGACCAGAUCCUACUAACAGAGAAAGAAGCUGAAGGUUAUUGGGGACCAGGAGUAUUUUUAACCACUGGCAAUAAUCGUGCUCCCUGGUCCUUAACACAGAGGGCUGCCUAUUGGGCAGGGGGUCUCAACCCUUUAGAAAGGGGGGACCCUCUUGCUAUUACCGGAACAAUCGACCAGUUAGUGGAGAAUGUUCAGAAAGCUGCUUGUCUCCAAAUGAUGUAUGAUAGAAAGUUGCAGCUACAUCAUGAAUCACCCAUGAUGUUACCUGUUAAUCCGGAGAGACUGACACCUCUAAUCAGGGGACUUCCUGAAUCGUUAAAACCUAUAGGUAUACAACUCCAAGGAAAGAUACAAGCCAUGUCUCAGGGAGAGAGAACCUGGGCAGCGUUGGAGGGAUCUGUAACUCCUAACCACCAGUCAGGAUCUAAAGUGUGGACUUGGGGAGAGGUUGCCCAAGAAUUAAUUAACUACGGAAGAAAAUAUGGGCCGGUGGUUUCUACCUCCAGUAAAUUUGAGCCAAGAGGAGUAAGGCUUGCAGUAGCCAACCUUACCUCCAGGCCACCUAGCCCAAAACUUAAUGAAACCAAAAAGGUUUCAUCCCCAGUAAAAACGGGGACACGAUGCAUUGAUCAUAAACGCAAUGGACUUUGGACUCUGGGCUGGAGAAAGGGUAUUCCACGAGAUUUGAUGAAUGGAUUACCCACAGUCAGAUUAGAGAAAUUAGUUAACUGCUGGCCAGAACAAAAGCUCAAGGGGAGCUGAUGCCUUCGCCCCCCCCCUCCCAGGUGAGCGGGAGGUGGGUGGGGGGUGAAGGGUGGAUGUUUAUUAGGAAGCUCACGACUAAAGGAAACAAUUUGUUAAUUACUUGUUUAUUUAUUAUUAGUGGUUAUUGUCAAAUGUACGGUUGUCUCUUUUCUCUCUUCUAUUCAUUAUGUAAUAUUCAUGUUACCACUCCUGAAGAAUCACGGGGUGGUGUCUAUGGCAAGUUGCAUUGUGUACUGUUGCAACUCUUAUGUUUGUAUGAUUCCAUGUUUUAUACAAGAUGUAUCCCCUAUUUACUUUGUAACCAAACCUGAAAAAUGUUUGUAAUGAUUGUAUGAAACAUUUGAUUCCACGACCCCUCCCUCCUUUACCCUUGUGCUUGCUAUCUUCUCUCACCACCAUGGAUGCCCAGUGUCCAAUUUUUAAGCAACCUUUGAGUCACGGGGUGGUGUAAGAGACUAUUCUUUUAUAUCAUUGACUCAAAGUUUGCUGAGGAACAAGUCCAGGCAAGUCCUGGGCAAAGGCAGAGAAAUCUUUUGUCUUGAGGACACUGAUGGACAGGUCCUGGCUAAGGAUUGUGAAAUCCUUUAAGGAGCACAGAUGGACAAGGCCAGGGGCAUCGAGAGAGAGAUAAGCUGCCGCUAAUGGCCGGGAAACGGUCUUUUUGUGUGGACUUAUCUCAAGGAAAAUGGCCAUCUCAGGAGGUAUGCACAUGACUCUUGCUCAAGCACCCAGGAAUGUCACGUAGGCAGCAGAAGAUGGAGGAUAAAAGAGGGUCCAAUAACCACAACGGGGGAAGCUGAUCCUUCACCACAACCACGGCAACGGUAGAGGCUGAUCUCUCACCACGACAGACUUGAGGGGUUCUCUCUGCCAACUGAUCUCUCACCGCAACGUGUAGACGGAUCUCUACGUGGAGACUGAUCUCUCACCACGACACGAGCUUCCUGCCUUCCGAUCCUCCUCUACGGACCGUUUGCUGACGGACUUCCCUGGGCCUGCUACCUGAGACCUGCUGCUUCCUCCCUGGCCUGCAUCCUCUCGCUGCCCCAGACCGGCCUCGCUGCUCCUGCCCUUCGGCCUCGGACCGUCGGAACGUCGUGCAACGGGACUGCUGCCGGAUCCUGGUGGUGACUAUCCCCGCUUUACGCAAUUCUUGCCUCUUUCUAUCUUUUCUAUCGCUCGCCUUCCCUUCCCCAUCACCCCAAUCCUUAACAGCGUCCGUCCUCCCCUUUCCCCAUCUCCCUUAUUAACAUUUGUAAUAAACUGGUCGGACCAACAUUUGAACCGCUGUUUCUUAAUCUCACGCCGGGCAUACAUAUUUCAAAGAACCUCUUCUCCCUCCUAUAAAUUGGAGCGAGACAACAAGGUACCCGUACAAUUCCUUCUCUUCAUUUUUCACAUCCCUCACACAAUGUAGUUCCAUUUGUGCCUUUGCUUUCCUGAUCCCAUCACAGCAUGUCAGGAUGGCAUCUUUGUAUUCAUCCCAGUCCAUAUGUGUCUGCUUCCACUGACUGAACAUAUCCUUAUUUUUCCCCAGUUUGACCAGCAAGUCCUUGCUCCGCCAUACUGAUUUUCUGCCUCCUCUGUUUUUUUCUUUCCUAUGCUGGGGGACAGAGUGCUCCAGUGCUCUCAAAAAAGCUUCCUUAAAGAAUUUCCAGCUCUGCUUUGCUCCUUUGUCUCUAAGGACUGCUUCCCAGGUAAUAUCAUCCAGAAAUUCCUUAAAUAACCUGAAGUUCACUCACCUGAAGUUCAGGGUCUUCACUUUGCUUUUUGCCAGGCCUGUCUUCUGCAAGAACACAAACUCUAUCAGGACAUGGUCACUACAGCCCAGAGUACCUCCAGUCUUAAUCUGCAUAAUGAGUUCCUCUGCAGUGGUGAGUACUUUGUGGACUUCGUUCUCCCAGUCCAAAACAAAUUAGUUUUUUGUCUCCUACUUGACAUCUAUUUUGUACAGCCUCAGUUUAAGGAAAAAAACAUCUACUGUUUAGCCCUUUAUUUUUUUCUACUUUACCUAAAUAGGCUCUAGAAUGCAAUGAAACUCUUCAGAAAUUUCUAAAGUAGACAAAUUCAUAGACUGCUUGUAAAAAUGGCUGUAUGAUUCCAUCCAUAUCUUUGAAAAUUUGCACUCAUUUAAAGCAACUCAAACUUGAUCAUCUUUCUGAUGACUCACUGUACUUAAACUUAUUGAACUACUCCCAGUGAUUUCUAUAUUCAGCCAAAUCUCUCAGCCCUCAGAUGAAAAGCGCUUACCAGCUUGAGGUGUCUGAAGUCCAGCAGUAGCAAUUCUCCGUACUGUGAAUGAGAUUCAUCUCAUCUAACUGAUUAAUCUGGAUUGUUAUAUAGGCUUUCCCGUAUAGUCAGUGGACAGGACAGGAGCUUUCAGACAGGAGUUAAAUCUGUUGUAGACACCAGAGAAUUAACAUAUCUCUCCGUAUGUUUUGAAACAGUCUAGGGGAAUGUCUUAGUUAGGAUGACUAACUUCUAAAGCUGUAAGAUUAAAUCCAUACUACAGAUGAAAACAAAACAAAACAAAACAACAACAACAACAACAACAAAAAAAAAACCAGCAAUAUGGGAACACUAAGAAAUCAGUGGUCCAAAAAAUGAAUUCUUAAAAAUCUGCCAAAAAAUAUAUUACAAAUGUAUUUAUGUUCAUAUUUUGUCACAGCAGAUUUCAUGUCAAAGUCCCAUGGUGAAAGCAGAAAUAAUAUUUUUAUUAUAUCAACAAUAAGCUAUUACUCUCAAGUGGCAAUCCAGUCUACUUACAGUGUAAGAGAACUACACAGUAUAGCAGUAGAAACAUAUUCUGUAUGGUACGUGGGCUACACAGGCGGAGAACAGAGUCUCAGAACUCUCCAGCAAUGCCAUAGAAAAGACUGCUGACCAUGCUAAAGAUAUAUAUUUUUUCAACAUUUUUACAUUUAAAAGUAUGAAUAUAAACCAGUAUAACCACAGGUCUGUAAGAUCCUGGUUGUCUAUUAUAUAUACCUUAGAUGUGUUAGACCCCGUGUCAGCAUGGGUCUACUCUGUGUUUGAUCACUAAAACCACUUAAGAGUAUUAGGCAUAAUUCCACAAUUCAUCUAAUCUGUGCUGGAGUUUAAUGUAAAGCCUGUUAUGUUCAAAACAUCCAUCUUUUUUCCAGUGCUUUGCACAUUAGGAUGACUAAUUUUAAAUUUAGCUCUUCCAUCUAACAUGCAGCAUAAGUAAGAAAGUUGAAAUAUUAAAGUGCACAGAUCAUUUAAAAAGGGUUUAUAUAGGAAAAUAUUAAGUGGUAGGAAAAAAGAAAUAUACUUUCUGCCAUUUUAUCUUUAUUAUGUUCACAGAAAUUACAAAGAUAUCCCUGGUAUUCUGUUUUUACCAUUGAGACUAAAGGUUAAAGACUAAAUUCAACAAAACAAUGUUGAUGGCUAAAUGAGCAGGACUUAACAUGCUAAAAGGAUACUAGGUAUUUAAAUGCCUUGCAGAGGAGACUAAGCCUACACAGCCAAGAGAAAACAAUUUCCCAAGCUCCCUGAGGCUUAUCGUUAGUCUGGAAAAAAACAUAAUUUGAAUUUUUCCUUCCAUAUUGUCCAUCUGCCCACUGAGAGGGCCACGAAUAGUAAUAGGUAUCUCAAGAUAGUCACAUUGUUCCAGUUGUUCUUCAUGAAUUUUAACUAAUGCACAAAAGGCCUAAGAUUGCCAUGAAUUUAGACCGCUUCUAGUUUUCUAGUUUUCUUAAUGGUUGCUCCCCCAUACUGGCUACUUUGCUGUCAGUCAAUGUGCUAGGUGCUCCUAGAACUGUUGGGAAGGCUUUCUCUGCAGGCUUUGUACUCCUUCAGGAUGGAAUCAGUCACACAUAGGAAUUUAUUAAGUUUUCGGUGAAAAAGAUAGACUUCUCAAAUAAAGACUUCUCCCUUUCUUUCAAGUUGACAGUGGAUAACUGAACAUCUUUUUUAGCUGAGGUACUUUCAUCCCCCCAUAACAGACUGUAAUGCUGGGUUAGUUGUCUGGCACUCACAGUACAGAAAUGUGUUCUUGAAUGUUCCAGCCAAAAACAAAGUGAUCAGUAAAGAAAUAUUUGCUUUUUUAAGAUUUUUUUUCUUUUUGCAUUUACUUAAAGGGAGCUUAUUUUUCAUGCAUCUAAUCUUCAGUUAAAAAAAAAAAAAACGACAACUCUGAAAAUAUCUUGUUGGAAAUAACACUGGAAUUCCUCAGUCUGUUUAAACUUGUCACCAUCGGUUGUUCAUAGUGAUAGAUUUCCUAAUGCUCACCAGGCACUCACACUUUUUGUGUUUGUUGGAGUGUGCAUCUUGUAAUGUUCACAGCUGCACUAAUUCAAUCAUUCCUAUUUUUGCUACUGAUUCACAAAGACUUCACAGUAUGGGGGAGAAUGAGGAGAGUGAAUUGGUGAUGCUGAUUUCAUCCAAGCAUUCUUUAAAGAUUCAUAAAUACACAGAAAGCUUAAUCUCACCACUUUCCUGAAGAAAUGCCUUCUUCAUUAAAAGUCCUUAGAGGAUACUGUGCUUGAGGACAACAUUGUGAAUCAAAUACUCAAUGAACAGGAGAAAACUGGAUGUAGUUUGCAGCAACUAUCCGGGGAGGAAACUGUCCUUGCACUUUUAUUUUCCUAAAAAUUAUUCUGAAGGUUGUCGUUUCAUCCGACUAAGAGCAGGAAAAUGAUAUUUUCUUUAUUUUAUACAUGGAUAGAAAAACAUGUUAUUUAGAUCUAGUUAUGAUCUAAAUUUGAUCUGAUGAGGGCUAAGAAAAUCAGUGAUCUCUAAGCGCAAGAAAUACAUGGACCACAUCGUAGCUACAGUAUAGUGUGAGAUACAACAAAUUCUUGGAAUUCCUCUGGACUUAAUUCCAUUUUUUUGGUUACUUACUUAUGAAAGAAUUUAUAUGUGAGGUAAAAGGGAGAGGAAUACAGAACUCCAUCCAAAAAUGAUACCAAACUUACUGUGAAAUGUCAAACAAACCUGCGUAUUAUCGGUACCAAGCACAAGUCAAUGUAAACAUGCAUAAUAAAUUAGUAAUUGUCAAAUUAAAACCAGUAACUUCUACUGUCUUAUUUAGGAAACUCAGGCUACAACAUUUGAAAUUAAAAAAAAAGGAAAUAUAUCUUAAUUAAAACUGUCUAAAAAUGUCUAAAAAAGCUGGAUUAUUUUUCCCAAGAUUCUCAAACAAUAACCUUUUCCUCAUUUUCUUUUAGCAUGUAAAUCAUUAUAAGAUUUAAAUGCAAAAUAACCUUUAAGUGAGCUGGAUUCAGCCAAGGACUUAAUAAAAACAAACAAACAAAAACAAAAACAAAAAACAGGAGAGCAAUAAAUAGGAAAGAUUCAUCAGAAAUCCAGGAAUAAGGAAGGAAAAGACCUUGGAGUAGCUGGAGUAGCUGUUACUCGAGGCUUUCAAAGACAGGUUAGUAAGCGACAGCAUUUGUCAACAGUGACUCAGGUAUAGAUGAUUCUGUUUUCAAUAUGGAGUUUGCAUUAGUUAUUUAUGUUAUAUGUUAUUUCCUGACCUCUUUUUCUAGGAAUUCAUGAAUUCAGACUUGAAAAUGAUCUGAGUUAUCAUGUAAUAAUAAAUGCUGAAAUGUUUUCCCACAGUGCUGUUUGUUUUGCAUCUGUUACUACUUCAAACCUGGUAUUGGAGCACUUGAGAGCCUGAUUUCCCACACAGCUCUCAGGACAAAAGAAAUAUGUCAGGAAACAGAAUGUGGUUCUGUGAUACCAAAUCACCACCAAUGGAAAAGAAGGGAUCUAGUUUUUAGAUUAAUGUUAUGCAUUAGCCUUGAAAGAAUGUACAAGAACAGAGUGACAUCUCAGGAAAUCUCUCCUCUAUGGUGACCCUUGGAUGAGGUAUUGUCCUUGCUCUCUCUGUACCUCACAGAGGAAUGUAACAGAUAGAAAAAAUGAGCUACACUACUCUCUACUGAGAUAUUUACUAUAAAUGAAUAUAAACUCUUUCAGACUUUCUAAGAAAAAGCCUUAUUUUCCUUAUGUUAAGUUACAUUUACAUGAAAUAUGCUCCUCCAUUUCUAACCCCAUUUUUUCCCAGGACUUUGGAUAUUUAUGAAGCUGCAUAAAUAAGACUAUAUGGAGAUUGAGCAUUCCUUUACACAAAACCAGUGGUGGAACUGACAGAAUAUUUUUACCCUUUGGUGACUGCUGUGAAGAAUUGCAAAUAUAAUUUGCCCAGAGGGCAAAAUGACUCCUGAAAAACCUGGUAGUUUCAAUACUUUACAUGUGGAAAAUAAAUAAAUAAAUAAAUAAAUAAAUAAAUAAAUAAAUAAAUAAAUUAAAUUUACAACAUGAGGAGGAAAGUCUAGGUUUUGUGAUGCUGCUGUUAGCUCUUACCCUUCCCCAGGCACUUUUCCUGCUGCCAUUUGGGAAGCAGAUGAGUAUCCCUAGUGAGUCACAAAGUACAUUUACAACAAUCACCAUCAGUGUUAGGCUUUUUAAGAUGACAGCCUCACAUAUUCUUUCAUGUUGUCCUUAUUCGUUAGAAUCCAGGGGUAAAGAACAGCAUGAUACAGAUAUGUGUAUAGCAAUAAAACUGUGAUUUUUUUUCCUUUCCUGUGUUACACCUUUAAAUGCCUACAACUUCCCUGCAACUAUCUUCCGGUUCUCUAGAGUUCUAUCUAAGCAUCACGGAAAGAGUUCAGCUGCCAUUUUAUUCUCACAGUUGCUGCUGCCAGGAUUUAAAGGACACAAAUCAUGUGCUCACUCUUGAGCUGCUAAUUUAGAGCUGGUACAAUGCUAGCAACAGGGUAAGUUCCCCUGUAGUCAGGACUCGGGAAUUUUCACUCUGUGUUAUGAAAACUCCGUUCUUUUCCAGAGAGUGCUACGACUUAGAAUCUUGCUAAUAACAGCGCUGAAAAUUUGGCACCAGGUUUGCUCAUGCAGAUGCAGCCACAGAGACUUUGCUUUUGUGCUUCAUUAGCGCUAUUUUUCUUAAUUCAAAAAUAAGUCAUUCUACAUCGAACGUAAAUGUUUUAUGCUUUGACUGCAGAAACAAUGGGAUGACAAAGCAGGACUAAUCGCAUUUUCAGGAACAAUAACUGAAUAGAUUUACUCAGCAUGCAUACAUUUUAAAAGACAGUUUUGUAAGUGCAUUUUACUAGAGGGCAGUAAAACCUUCUGCUUCACUGAGCAGAUCCUGUGUCCAAGUCUUCAUUUACACCCCUGUGUGGGCUGUAACACUGCAAACUUAGAUUUUAGUGCACUUGCCUCCCACUUUCGUCUUCUCCAAGCCAUUAAAGUUUAUCUGAAGAAUAACAUUACAUCUGCAUUAAGCUAGAAACAAUCUUGCUGCUUGUAGGCAUCUUCUGUGUUCCUGCAGUCUCAGUUAAACUAUGUACCUGAAUGCAUUUGCUUGUUCUUACUUUUCGUGGAUUGUUUGGAUUCUUUUGUUUGAGGAUCUUUUUAUUAUUUUUUUGUAAAAUUGAAUUUAUUUUUGAAAGGAAAGAUAUCUGUUAACUUGCUUUAAAUAUUACAUAGUAAGUAUAGGCAUCAGUUCUCCUUUUCUGCACCAUUCGAUGUUGAAAAACAAACAAGCAAGGAAGUCCCUUUUUACAAUGGCAGCUUACUGCCAUUUGUAUCUCAGCUCUAAAACAUAUGACAGUUUUAUUCAAAUACGGAUUUUCUGAUUAAGAGACUUACAAUAAAUAGAUUCCCCACGUGAAUGGGGCAUCCACAGUUAUCCAUGAUAAACUUCUAUUGUUAAGAUAUUUUACAUAUUAUGCAAUAUCCAGCAUUGCAUUUCAAAUGUAAGUGUAUUCAUUAACAGGAAAAAAAAACAAAAAAACAAAAAACCAGUGUUAUUAACAGGAAAAAAUAUUUUCGAAGCAUUCAGUUUCUUAGCAACUGCUUCAGGUAUUAAAAUUUCUUUUACUCUCUCACACACACAAAUGAUACUGCUUACUACAGUACAUUAGAUCAGCGUGCUUUGUGUAAAGGAUUUUAACAGUCAAGAGAUGUGACUGUGUUUAAGAUUCCUUUUUCCAGUCACUAGUUCAUUGUCAGCAGCAGCUACAGAGCAGCUUUAUGUGCAUUCAGAGACAGCCAGGAAAUUAGUUCUGCAUGACUGACUCAGUACUGUAGCACUGAGAACAACUCUCACCCAUUUCCUUAAACAAUUGUUUAUUUCUUGGUGUGAUAACAAUGUUAAAUAUCACAAUUCUCAAGGAAAAGAUCUCAGAGGCUUCAUUUGCAUUCAAGGUAAAAGAAGUAAAAGCAAAGCAAAGUCCUAGCUUAUUUUAUGUAUUAGAAGAGUUAGGUCUUAAAAAAAAAAAAAAAGAUAAGAAAAAAAGUCAUUAUUUAGAGUUCAGAGUAACUCCUAAUAGCUUGUUCAGUGUUUUCUUUGAUGCUAAAUGGAACCGAGAAGCAAAAUGUCAGCAAACUGAAAUCAAGUUAAAUUAAUAGAGCAUUUAUAAAAUGAGAAAUCAGAAGGGAAAUAAAAUCCUUGAAUCAAAAAGAAGGUUUAUUAGGCUUUUUAUGACAGUAAAACAAGUCAGAUCUUUUAAAGCCUGUGUGAAUGGAGAAUUAAGAUGAUUCAUUGCAAAUGCAAAAACUCAGAUUUCAGAGAAUACAUAAACAGAUUCUCAGUGAGUUACUUUUCUCUCAGGCUGCAUGGGACUCCCCAGCAUUUAUCCACUUGAUCCAAGGUGAAGGUGCUAGGGAGGAGGUCAGCCCCUUUGGAGAGGCUCUGGGGGAGCAGUUUGGUGUGAAAAACAAACAAUUUGCAUGGCAAGAGAUGGUGGCAGUGUUGGAAUACUGCAAAAUUUGUACCAGGUGUGUUGAGCAAAUGCUUACACUAGAACUGAAAGAACACUGUAUGUGUGUUUAUCAAGACCUAUUGAAUCAAUAUGACACUGAAAGUGACAGUUACCUGGAUCGCAUCUAUCUGAGGCAGAUAAGGAAUGACUCAAAUCAACACGGGACAAUCAACAUCACUUUGUGGACAAUUUUACAUUUGAAAGCAUAUCCUUAAGAAUUUUUUGCCUUCGAAUGGGAGGGCCCAGGAUUGUUCAUUGGCUGAAGGCUUGGUCCUGCAACAAAUGGUUCCAGCUUGAUACAGGAGACUUGGAGAUGAUACCACUGUAUCCUGUGAAGACAAGAUACGAGCUGGGGUCUUGCUGCUUCCCCAUAUCUGCUGAUAUAAAUUUCCAAGGCCUGGAGGACAGGAGCAAAGGAGUUCCUGCUGAGAUCCUUGAAGUCAGAAUCUAUCACUCCAAAAGAGCUGGCUUGACCAUUUUGGAUUAUAAGUAAGAGUUUGUACUGUUGUCUUUAGUCGUCAACUGACCAACACAACCUUGUAUGACCCACCACUACUGGAGAUCAGCACCUGACACCAAGAUGCUGCUGGAUCAAGGAGUGGUGAACCGCUUUGCUUUGCUGUGUUUGUAUAUCUGUCUGUCUGUCUCUAUUUCCCCAGUUUUUAUUUUUUUAUCUUCUUUUAUUCUUUUACUCUCUGUAGUAGCCGUUGCCUAAUAUUGUCUUACCUGUAACACUUAUUAAUCAUAACUAGCAAAUUAGCCAAUUUUACCUACAAGUAGAGUAUUAGUUGCUUUUAAGAAAACUCUCAGCAUAUUGAUUUGUACUAUUCCUCUGAGUCUUGGAUAACUCCAUCACAGUAGCAAAGGCUUCCACAUGGAGAGGUGACGUGAAUUCCUCACGGAAGACAAAGUUCAAGAUGCAGCCCUCAGUGGGUAAAAUGAUGUAUGCUGAUGUGCACUGUCUGCUGGGAUAGAAAUAGGGUGAUCCUUAUAGAUUUCCUGGAACCUGGACAAACUAUCAACUCUGACUGCUAUAUUGUCAUGCUGAUUAGCUAAAGGCUUCCAGAGUCAGGCCAGAGAAGAAGAUAAUCUUCCUCUUUUAAACACAAUAGCACCAAACCCCAUACUGGUUUGAAGACUGUGGAAUAUGCUACCAGUGUUGGCUGGACUGUUCUACCAUAUCCACUACGCUGUUCAGAUUUGGAGCCUUCUUCUAGAUAUUUUGGCCAAUAGAAGACAGAUUGUAACAUUAUCCUCGCAAUGACCUUCAUAAAAGCUGUGAAACAGUGGGUCACCUCCACUGGUUCAGAUUUUUAUGAGCACAGCAUGCAGGCUCCUGGUUCUCGCUAGCAAAAAUGCAUAGCUAAUGUUGGUAUCUAUGUUGAAAAAUAGUGUUUUGCAGCUGAGAAUUUUCUCCAUUACAUAAUGUUAUUGAGCUUUUGUAGCUGUUGUCGUUUCCAUGGAAAUAAAUAGGAGGCAUUACUUUUGGAGUAGUCUAUGUAUAUUCUUGAUCCUUGGACAUUCAUUUCUUUUACAACGCUUCCAGAAGAAACCUGUUAUUUUCCAGUAGCAGGAUAGUGGUUACAGUGCUCGUUCAGGAAGGUGCAAAAUAGCAACUGUGACAUUUGGGAAACUUGGAAGGUUUGUGCUUAUCUUAUGAAAUUCCAUUCAUUGGUAAGCAGGAACUGAAUGAUUUUUCAGCAAUAGCAUUUUGGAUUUAGGAAAUACAUUCUCUCUAAGGCCUCCUUAAAGGGCCUGAGACUUUUAUUGGGCUCUAAAAAUUUCUGCUACCUUUCUAGCUAUGAAAUAAAACCAAAAAUAGGGUCUGGCAGUGUUUCGUAUACCUUUUUUCUUAAAACUGAGUUAUUCAGUUAAGGUAUGCUUCCCGUUGCAAGUCUCCAUAAUAUGUUAAAUGAUAGUGCCAUAGGACCACUAAAACCAUUGUGGAUUCUAGUAAAAAUGGUUAAUACUAAUACUAUUUGACUACAGCCACAAAGAGAGUAUUUUCCAGUUUCCUCUUUAGCUAAAAAAAGUCUGCUCUUAUUUAUGGAUUUAUCCAUUCAGUUGGGUACAUUUGUUUCCUGUAGCAAUAUUAUUAGAGAAUGAAAGAAUAUUGCUUGCUGUUGUGAUAAUUCUGCAUUUUCUUUGAUGCUUGAUAAGAAUUUUUUUCCUUAUUAACCUCUGGGGCAGGAAGACAGAUUCAUGCUGUCAGUAAAACAGUGACAAGAUUUGGCUCAGAAUUUCCUUUUUUCUACUCUCUUUCAAAAACUAAAAUUAAAAGCAAAAUAAGAAAAAUCUUUAAUCCAUCAAUAUAGAUUUCACAAAACAUAGAAUGCAUGCCAUAUUGGUUGUAGGCAGAGAAGAAAGAUAACAUUUCAGUUGUUUUUUUUUUUUUUUUUUAAUACAACUUACUACUAUGAUGUAACUUCAGUUUUCAAUCUUGAAUGGGUCAGUAAGGAACUCCCAAGUGAUGGAAUAACAGUGAUAUGUGAAGAAUAAAGAAAUGUUUUAGUGUAAGAAAAAAUGUGUUAUGUGGCAGGAUUGAAGCCAUCAAUUUGAAAUUUAUAUACACAGUGUCCAAUCCAAACUGUCUCUCUAAACUGUAUCUGUAACAUCCCUUCCUUCAGCAAGGAAGACAUGUCAUUACAACCAAUGUGACCACCAUCACGGCUAUUGAAGGUAAAUGUAUCUGUCCAGCAGCAUGUCAAUAAAAAGCCAGAUGGAGAAAUAAAAACUCUGUCAGAUCAUCAUAUUAAACAUUAAAGCUAAAA
Molecule: messenger RNA, 13897 nt
Organism: Gallus gallus (chicken)
Lineage: Eukaryota; Metazoa; Chordata; Aves; Galliformes; Phasianidae
Exons: 2
Coding region: 898-2370 (490 amino acids)
Source: RefSeq, a predicted model, not a curated record